CGACAGCAGAGCUGCAGUCGAGACAAGUUUCUCUGUUUCAAGAAAGUUUCAACUGAAUCCAGCAGGUUUUUCUCAACAACAUCAGCAUAAUCUGUGCCAAACACUGAGUGUAGAUAUGUCUGCUGCUUCCAGCUGUCUGCUGACUGAAGAUCAGUUUCUGUGCUCCAUCUGUCUGGAUGUGUUCACUGAUCCAGUCACCAUACCAUGUGGACACAACUUCUGCAAAACCUGCAUCACUGAACACUGGGAUAAAAAUGUCCAGUGUCAGUGUCCCAACUGCAAAGAGGUUUUUGAUUCAAGAUCUCAACUGCGGGUCAAUACUUUAAUCUCUGAGAUGGCUGCUCAGUUCAGACAGUCAGCUCAACAGAAAGCCAGCAGCAGCUCAGAGCAACAAGUUUCUAAACCAGGAGAAGUUCCCUGUGACGUCUGCACUGGAACCAAACUGAAGGCCCUGAAGUCCUGCCUGGUGUGUCUCGUCUCCUACUGUGAGACUCACCUGGAGCCUCAUCUCACAAUGUCAGGCCUGAAAAGACAUCAGCUGAUCGACCCUGUGGAGAACCUGGAAGGCAGGAUGUGUAUGGAGCACGAUAAACUGCUGGAGCUCUUCUGUAAGACCGACCAGACGUGUGUCUGCAUGCUCUGCACCAUUUCAGCCCACAUGACACACAAUGUUGUUCCCCUGAAAGAAGGAUACGAAGGAAAGAAGGCCGAGCUUGAGGGUGAAAUUCAGCAGAUGAUCCAGAAGAGACGACUGAAGAUUGAGGAGAUCAAACACUCAGUGGAGCUCAGUAAGGAAGAUGCAGACAGAGAGACAGCAGAUGGUGUUCAGGUCUUCACCGCUCUGAAGGAGUCUGUUGAGAGAAGCCAGGCCGAGCUCAUCGACACCAUCAAAGAGAAGCAGAGAAAGACAGAGAAACAGGCUGAAGGCUUCAUCAAAGAGCUGGAACAGGAAAUCUCUGAGCUGAAGAAGAGAAGCACUGAGGUGGAGCAGCUCUCACAGUCUGAAGACCACCUCCUCCUCCUCCAAAGUCUCCUGUCUGUGAACGCUGCUCUACCCACAAAGAACUGGACAGAAGUCAGCGUCCGUCCGCUUUAUGAGGGUACUGUAAGAACAGCUCUGCAUCAGUUGGAGAAGACGCUCAAUGAAGAGAUGAAGAAAGUACUCAAAACUGAGCUGAAGAGGGUCCAGCAGUCGGCACUAGAUGUGACAUUUGAUCCCGAUACAGCGCAUCCCUCACUUGUGUGUCAUUAUGGAAAACGAGUCCAACAUGGUGAUGAAAACAAAAAUGUCCCAAACAAUCUGCAGAGAUUUAAUAGAUCUGCUUAUGUCUUAGCAAAGCAGAGUUUCUCUUCAGGGAGAUUUUAUUAUGAGGUGCAGGUUAGAUCAAAUACUGAAUGGACAUUAGGAGUGGCCAGAGAGUCGAUCAACAGGAAGACAUGCAUCACACUGAUUCCUCAAAAUGGGUACUGGACGAUAUGUUUGAGGAAUAAAAAUGAGUACAAAGCUCUUGCCAGCUCUGCAGUCCUUCUCUCUCUGAAGUCUGGGCCUCAGAAGGUGGGGGUGUUUGUACAUUAUGAGGAGGGUCUGGUCUCCUUUUAUGACGUUAAUGCUGCAGCUCUUAUCUACUCCUUUACUGGCUGCUGCUUCACUGAGAAACUCUAUCCAUUCUUUGGCCCUAGUACUAAAUAUGACGGUAAAACAUCUACUCCUCUGGUCAUCACUACUGUCUAGCGGUGUAAUGGUAUGAAAAAAAAGACACGGUUUGGUAUGUUUAUUGGUUUUGUGUUACAGUCUUUUUUUUGGUGCAGCAAGGAAAACAAAAAUAAUGACAACAAUAAUUUAUUCAUUCAUUAUCUUUAACUAGUCAUCCGCACUCUGGUCAAGGGGGGUUGGAGCCAAUCCCAGCUGACAUUGGGCAAGAGGCGGGAAACACCCUGGACAGGUCAAUAGACAAUCAGAGGGCUGACACAUAGAGACAGACAACCAUUCAUGCUCAUAUUCACUCCUACAGGCAAUUCAAAUGGGUCAAUUUGCGCUGCCGAAACCUACCAUGUGACCUGGGCUCCAGAAUUUCUGUACCACAUCUCGUAGUGGACAUAAAGAGUCACUUAAUACAUUUUUUAAUCACAAUACCACUAAAUGUGAAAUAUCAAUAUGUCCCUACUCUUGUCAGCAACACUGAGCAGAACAACCAUUUGAUUUCCUACUAUUUGUCAUUUAAUGCAAAGGAAAUGUAAAUAUUAAGCAUAUUCUGUGUAUUUUUUGUUUUCAUCAGAUGCUGAUUAAUAAUGUGCUGUUUUCAUUUUUUCAUUUUAAUGUUUUGAUAUUACUCCAUAUACAGUUAGUCUUUGUUCUGUGUUACAUGUAGUCUGGGCUUUUCAUUCUUUUUAGUUUUUCUUAAGAUUUAAUAAGUAACAUUCCCAUAUAUCACCCUCUUUAUGUCCUUUCACCUCAUACAGUCUAAUAUUAAGUAAAGACAAGUUUCUCUUCCAUGAUAUUUUUAAAUCAGUAAUCCCACCAUCACCAUUCCACCUGAUAUUUAUUGGAUUAAUAGAUUGGCACUGUGUCUUUGUGUUGUCUGAAGUAUCUCUGGGACAAUACCACUUUUAGACAGUAAAUGACAGAAAGCACACUCUAAUUUGACUCAAAGCCUCAAAAGACAAAACUAUUAUGUUGACACAAGAAACUUUAAAAACAAACUAAUUGAGAGGCGAUCGAUCAACAAGUCAGUAAUUUCUACAGCAAGUAAUGAAAUAAAUAUAAACAUCAUAGAAAAACAAGAAAUUGUCACUUGCUGAUUAUGAUAAUGUCUUUUUUCUUGUAAAUAAUGUCUAUACUGUUUUAUUAACUCAUUAUUAAUCUAUUAAAACCAUUGCCAUAAAUGUGACUCUGUUUCUAUUCAG
Molecule: messenger RNA, 2904 nt
Organism: Centropristis striata (black sea bass)
Lineage: Eukaryota; Metazoa; Chordata; Actinopteri; Perciformes; Serranidae
Product: E3 ubiquitin-protein ligase TRIM39-like
Exons: 2
Coding region: 116-1732 (538 amino acids)
Molecular function (GO): zinc ion binding; protein binding
Source: RefSeq, a predicted model, not a curated record